CCCCCCAGCCCAGUUUCCAGCCCUGGACCACGCAUCCUGAGCCCUGCGCCCCGACGGAGGUCUCUUUGUUCGCGCCUCUUCCCACAUAUUAGAAACCUCUCCUCUUGAGGUUGGGAUGAAGAGGCAGUUGGGACGGCCAGCUGGAGGUCUGCGUGGUAGAGGGAACUCCAGUGCCCCCCUCAGGCUUCCCUGAGACACCAUGUUCAACUCCAUGACUCCACCAGAAGACAAUAGCUAUGCUGAGCCGUGCUGUCUCCACCCCCUCCCCAGCCAAGGGCUCCCCAGCAUGGGGACAGAAGGACUUUCUGGCUUGCCCUUUUGCCAUCAAGCCAACUUUACGUCAGGGCCCCAGGGUUACGGGUCUGCCAGAGAGACCAACGGCUGCACUGAGGGGCCACUCUUCCCUCCUCCCCGGAGUUCAGUCAGAUUGACAAAGAAGCGGGCGCUCUCCAUGUCGCCUCUUUCUGAUGCCAGCCUCGACCUACAAACAGUCAUCCGCACCUCACCCAGCUCCCUCGUGGCUUUCAUCAACUCACGCUGCGCAUCUCCAGGAGGUUCCUACGGACAUCUCUCCAUUGGCACCAUGAGCCCGUCUCUAGGAUUCCCACCGCAGAUGAGUCACCAAAAAGGGACGUCACCCUCCUAUGGAGUCCAGCCCUGUGUUCCACACGACUCUACUCGAGGUGCAAUGAUGUUUCACCCUCAGUCUCGGGGACCACGUCCAACCUGCCAGCUGAAGUCGGAGCUCAGCAUGAUGGUCAGCAAGUGCCCAGAAGAGCCUUUGGAAGGGGACAUGUCUAGCCCUGGCUCCACAGGCACACAGGAUCACUUGCUAGGGAUUCUGGCUGGGCGGGAGGAGCUGGAGAGAGAGGAGAAACCAGAGCCUGAGUCUGUGUAUGAGACCGACUGCCGCUGGGAUGGUUGCAGUCAGGAGUUUGACUCCCAGGAGCAGCUGGUGCACCAUAUCAACAGCGAGCAUAUCCACGGCGAGAGGAAGGAGUUCGUGUGCCACUGGGGAGGCUGCUCCAGGGAGCUGAGGCCCUUCAAAGCCCAGUACAUGCUGGUGGUGCACAUGCGCAGACACACGGGCGAGAAGCCACACAAGUGCACGUUUGAGGGGUGUCGGAAGUCAUACUCACGCCUUGAGAACCUGAAGACGCACCUUCGCUCGCACACGGGGGAGAAGCCUUACAUGUGUGAACAGGAAGGCUGCAGCAAGGCCUUCAGCAAUGCCAGCGACCGCGCCAAGCACCAGAAUCGGACCCACUCCAACGAGAAGCCAUAUGUGUGCAAGCUCCCUGGCUGUACCAAGCGCUACACAGACCCCAGCUCACUCCGCAAACACGUCAAGACAGUGCAUGGUCCCGAUGCCCACGUGACCAAGCGGCAUCGAGGGGAUGGUCCCUUGCCACGGGCACCAUCCCUUUCCACAGUGGAGCCCAAGCGGGAAAGGGAAGGCGGAUCCAUCAGGGAAGAGAGCCGACUGGCUGUGCCUGAGGGUAACAUGCCACAGCAGAGCCCAGGAGCACAGUCUUCCUGCAGCAGUGACCACUCCCCAGCAGGCAGCGCAGCCAACACCGACAGCGGCGUGGAGAUGACUGGCAACGCAGGGGGCAGCACCGAGGACCUGUCGAGCUUAGAUGAAGGACCUUGUGUUGCGGCCACCGGACUCUCCACUCUUCGCCGCCUGGAGAACCUCAGGCUGGAUCAGCUGCACCAGCUCCGGCCAAUAGGGUCCCGGGGUCUCAAACUGCCCAACUUAACCCACGCUGGCGCUCCUGUGUCCCGCCGUCUGGGCCCCCCAGUUUCCCUCGACCGCCGCAGCAGCAGUUCUAGCAGCAUUAGUUCCGCUUAUACGGUCAGCCGCCGGUCCUCCUUGGCGUCCCCUUUCCCGCCGGGAUCCCCUCCAGAGAAUGGGGCAUUGUCACUACCUGGCCUCACACCUGCCCAGCACUACCUGCUCCGAGCAAGAUAUGCUUCCGCCAGGGGGAGCGGCACUCCACCUGCUUCAGCUCACAGCCUGGAUAGAAUGGGGGGUCUUCCUGUACCUCCUUGGAGAAGCCGCGCCGAGUACCCAGGAUACAACCCCAAUGCAGGGGUCACCCGGAGGGCUAGUGACCCAGCCCGGGCUGCUGACCACCCUGCUCCAGCCAGAGUCCAAAGGUUCAAGAGCUUGGGAUGUGUCCAUACGCCCCCUAGCGUGGCGACAGGGCGGACCUUCGAUCCCCACCUCCCUACCUCUGUCUAUUCGCCACAGCCUCCCAGCAUCACUGAAAACGUUGCUAUGGACACAAGAGGGCUACAGGAGGAGCCAGAGGUUGGAACUUCCAUGAUGGGCGAUGGUCUGAACCCAUACAUGGACUUUUCAUCUGCUGAUACUCUGGGAUAUGGGGGGCCUGAGGGGACAGCGGCUGAGCCUUACGGAGCUAGGGGUCCGGGUUCCCUGCCUCUUGGGCCUGGUCCACCGACCAACUAUGGCCCUAGCCACUGUCCCCAGCAGCUCUCCUAUCCUGACCCUAGCCCAGAAACAUGGAAUGAGUUUCCCUCCCACUCUGGGGCAUAUAGUGGCACUAAGGCUCCAAGUGGAACCUAUAGCCAGUGUCCUCAACUUGAACACUACGGACAAGCGCAGGUAAAGCCGGAGCAAGGGUGCCCAGUGGGGUCUGACUCUGCUGGAUUGGCACCUUGUCUCAAUGCCCAUCCCGGUGAAGGGUCCCCAGGUCCACAACCUCCAUUUUCCCAUUUACCCCAGCCCCCUCCACCCCAGUAUCCCCAGUCAGGUGCUUAUCCCCAGCCUCCGCAUGAUUAUCUUCUGUCAGAAUCCAGGCCUGGCCUCAGCUUCGACCCUCUCUCUCAUUCCACAGGACAGCUCAAAGCUCAGCUUGUGUGCGAUUACAUUCAAUCACAGCAGGAAUUGCUGUGGGAGGGCAGAGGCCGGGGAGGGCUCCCCCACCAGGAACUUCCGUAUCAGAGCCCCAAGUUUCUAGGGGGUUCUCAAGUUAGUCAGAGCCCUGCCAAGGCCCCAGCAGCUGCAUACGGACCUGGCUUUGCAUCUACUUUGGCCAAUCACAAGUCAGGCUCCUAUCCCUCCCCUUCUCAGUGCCAUGAAACUUUGGCAGUGGGGGUAAACAGGCUUUCCCAUAAGCCAGCAGCACCUCCCCGGCUGCUGCCCCCACUGCCCCCUUGCUAUGGGCCCCUCAAGGUGGGGGACACCAACCCCAGCUGUGGCCACCCUGAAGUGGGCAGGCUAGGAGCAGGCCCUGCCUUGUACCCUCCCCCUGAAGGGCAGGUGUGCAAUCCUCUGGACUCUCUUGACCUGGACAACACUCAGCUGGACUUUGUGGCUAUUCUAGAUGAGGCCCAGGGGCUGAGCCCUCCUCCUUCCCACGAGCAAGGGGACAGCUCUAAAAUUACCCCACCUCCCUCCGGGCCCCCCAACAUGGCAGUGGGCAACAUGAGUGUCUUACUGGGGUCUCUGCCGGGAGAGACACAAGUCCUCAACUCUAAUGCCUAAAAGAACAAGGAACCCACCCUGAUCAUGCUUCCACAGUGGCUGCAUGGGGUGCCCAGGGAUGGAAGGCCUGUAUUUAGUCUAUGUAUGUUCCAGGAAAAAGAAACUUUAAUAAUGACAGUUUCCUGACAAUAAAGGAAUGCUGAGAA
Acomys russatus (golden spiny mouse) is the source of this 3660-nucleotide messenger RNA. It is a transcript of the gene Gli1, whose product is annotated as GLI family zinc finger 1. Gene Ontology annotation, cellular component: nucleus. Gene Ontology annotation, biological process: smoothened signaling pathway; regulation of transcription by RNA polymerase II. Lineage: Eukaryota; Metazoa; Chordata; Mammalia; Rodentia; Muridae. Gene Ontology annotation, molecular function: DNA-binding transcription factor activity, RNA polymerase II-specific; RNA polymerase II cis-regulatory region sequence-specific DNA binding. The transcript has 13 exons. Bases 200 to 3514 code for a protein of 1104 amino acids. The record is from RefSeq and is a predicted model, not a curated record.